Molecule: messenger RNA, 565 nt
Organism: Protopolystoma xenopodis
Lineage: Eukaryota; Metazoa; Platyhelminthes; Monogenea; Polystomatidea; Polystomatidae
Source: the annotation of a GenBank genome assembly
CUUUUAGGGCUGGUUAACUGUAGGAAGGGAGCUUUCUGCCAGCAACUUCGAGCCCACACUCUAUCAAACCUAUUUUAACCAAGAACAAAACGGUGGCCUUUUGGGUUCCACAGAGGAAAUUGAGCGUCUGAGGCCGAAAUCCCCACCACCCCGACUCCCUCCUGGCAGUAGUAAUAGUGGAUCUAGUGUCAACAGCAGCGGAACAAGUGGCAGUCUACAGUCAUCUACUUCUGUCUCUUCUAUCAACACCACCGGAGUCACUCCCGGUCUGUCAGGAGGUAUGCUUGGUGCACACAGCUCUACGCCUUCUGGCCUGCAGCUGAGCAUGGCAGCAGCUGCCGCAGCCCAGGCUGCAGGGCUGAUGAUUUCACCAGUCGCUUCAGCUCAGUUAGCCGCCUCAGCCCAAACUACUUCCCAGCCUGGAGUCAGUCGGUUGAUGUUCACCUCUAACACUGCAGCGGCUUAUGCCGGUUGGUUUGUGGCGUAUUUUAAGGUCACACCCAGUUUUAAUUUUGGGUUUAUUCUUAUUUUUCGUUUGAAAGUAAAUUUUUCAGACUACCAGUAA